This is a messenger RNA of Astrephomene gubernaculifera, 1134 nucleotides long. NCBI's taxonomy places the organism in Eukaryota, Viridiplantae, Chlorophyta, Chlorophyceae, Chlamydomonadales, Astrephomenaceae. The record is from the annotation of a GenBank genome assembly.
CCUCACCCCCUCCUCCCCCUGCUGCGCCCCCCGGCCCCCGGGGGCCAAUGUGGAGCUCUCGAGUGCGCCGCUGAGCCGCUGCGGCAGCAGUGGGGGGAGUAUAAGCGGCAGCGGGUGCUGUGGUAGCGGCAGCACUUGCACCCUCAAUAGCAGCGGCAGCUGCAACCUCAGCAGCGGUGGCAGUAGCAGCAGCGGCAGCAGCACCUGCCCCCUUCAACGGCCGCCGUCUCCGCAGCAGGAGCAGCAACAGCGGAACCAGGAGCAGGGACACGCGCAGCCCCCUCCCUCCCUCCAACCUGCUAGCGAGCCCUUACCUUCCAGCGGCGCCACCAGCUGCAUUCCACCAGCGGCGGCGGCACCCCAGCAGCAGCCGCAGCAGGGGGCAGCACUUGCGGACGGCACGCAGCCUGGUGCCAGCAAGGCGCCCGUCUCCGCCUUCUCCACCGCCGCCGCCACCGCCUCCUUCUCCGCCUCGGAAGACCCCUCCACCACCGGCAGUACCACCAGCAGCCCCGCCUCCCCCUGCCCCUCCCCCUCCCCCUGCCCGGUCACCCUGGGCUAUGUUCGCAGCAUGUCAGCUCGCUUCGGCCGCAUGAGCAGCGGCAGCAGCAGUGGCGGGGGCGGCAGCAGCAGCGGCGGCGGCAGCAGCAGCGGCGGCGGCAGCAGCAGCGGCGGCGGCGGCAGCGGUCUGGAGGGUUUGUUCGGGGAGCUGGUGGGCCACGUGGGCGCGCUGCUGUCCUCGCACCCGCACGUGGAGGCGCAGAUGGGGGCGGUGCAGGGGCUGUCGGAGCGGCUGCUGCAGCUGCACGACCUGUGCGCCACACUGGGGCGCAAGGAGGACGAGGUGGAGCACCUGCGCGGGGUGCUGCGCGAGCUGACCAGCACGCGUGCGGACGCCAUCCGGCUCAAGGUGGCCAUGGCGGAGAGCCUCAACGGACUGCAGCAGGAGUACUACAAGGUCCUCCGCUCCGCCCAGCUGGCGCAGGGCAGUUGCAAGCAGCAGGCAGCCCGCGCCGCCGCCACCAGGCAGCAGCUGGCGGAGGCGCAGGAGCAGCUGGGCCGCUACAAGCGCGCGCUGGCGGGGGCGAGGGAGCGCAACAGACGGCUGCGGGCGGAGAAUGAGGAGCUGGCGGC